Larimichthys crocea (large yellow croaker) is the source of this 1795-nucleotide messenger RNA. RefSeq names its product putative nuclease HARBI1. The coding region runs from base 634 to 1746 and encodes 370 amino acids. The transcript is spliced from 2 exons. The record is from RefSeq and is a predicted model, not a curated record. Lineage: Eukaryota; Metazoa; Chordata; Actinopteri; Sciaenidae.
GGAUGAGUCUGCUCUCCCUGCACAGAGGGGAGUCAUUAUAAAGUGUAAUGACAGUUGUGAUCAGUGACUUCCUGUAGCAGUCCUUUUUACAGUGGAGCUGCAAGAGUCUCUGACUCAGUCUGCUCUGUUGUUUGAACAGGAGCUCAUGUAGUAGAUGUGAGUUAUUGUCCAUAAUGUUGAGAAGUUUGCUGAGCAUCUCCUUUUUUUUCUCAACAAAAAACACAGAGCCAGCCUUCUCGAUCACUUUGUUCAGUCUUUUGGUGGCUCUGAUGCUGCUGUCGGUUGUUGCAAACAUCUGCAGCAUCUCGCUGCACACAUUAAAGGACCCGAGCUUCAUUAAGAAGCAGUCUGCUCUGCACAUGAUGGGUAUUAUAUGUUCAUAAUAUGCAUAUGUGUUUAUACAGUGUGCAGCCUUUAUAUCUGACAGUGAUGCAUGUUUUUUAGGGCUGCAUUCGUUUGUAGUUUGUAUUCCUGUCCACUUGGUGUCGAUAACGAACAAUGCGCACUGCGUAAACCUCAAGGAAGAAGACAGUGCAUCCACACACCACUUCCCAGUGUUUAUCAUAUGGAAGUAUAUAUAUAGUUCUUGUUAUCCAUGCAGUAAUCUUUGAUUUGAACGCACCGCAGUGAUAAAUGGCCUUCGCUCUGCCGGUGUGGUUUGUUAUCCAGGAGGAGCUCCUCGGACAUGGCGCAGCGGACCAUGACGCUCCGAGCUUUUUCGACGAGCUUGACGACGAAGCUUUGUUCCAGAUGUUCCACCUCACCAGACCAUGCAUCGCCUUCAUCGCGGACUCGGUCCGCAUCCGCAUGAAGAAAGUCACUCUGAAGAACCCUGAACUGUCUGUAGAUGCCAUGGUCAUGGUGACGCUGAACUAUUACGCACAUGGAGUCUGCUCCACCGCCAUCCUGGAGAAAGUCGGAAUGUGCCGGUCCGACUGCCCCGUGGUCAUAAACACUGUGUCCGGGGUCAUCGCGGGGAUGUCCGAUCAGUUCAUCUCGUUCCCACUAAUCCGGGAAGCCAAAGCUAAUGUCGCCUUCAAGAUACAGAAAUUCUGUGGGAUCCCCAAUGUGCUGGGCAUCCUGGCUCCAGCCCACUUCAAGAUCAGAGCCUCUCCGUAUGAGAAGGACACGUUUAGGUCUUUUGUCAACACUCUGUGUUACACAUCAGUCGUGAGUCAGAUCAUAUGUGACAUUGACGGCAACAUACUGAGUGUGGAAAAGUGUUGUGUGGGCAGCACGCUUGAGCAGGAAAUGUGGGACUCGUCUUUCAAAGGAAGGGAGAUGGAGGAGGAACUGCACGGACCUUAUUGGGUUAUUGGUGGUAAAGGCUACAACUUGAGCAAACAUGUCUUGACCCCUGUGUCAGAACCUGCACAUGACAACGAGGUCCGCUUCAACGAGGCCCACAAAAAGAUCCACAACGUUAUGCGGACAAUGCUCGGCUCCAUGAAGAGGCGUUUCAGGUGUUUGAUGCAACUUGGUUAUGCACAAGAAGGCUCUUUGGACAAAAAGUCAAACAUUAUCAAGGCAUGCAGUGUACUUCACAACAUCUCUAAAAAGUUUUCCGUCCCUCCUCCGCCUGUAGCUGGUAAAAUUGAGCCCCUGCAUCCAGGCAAGAAGCCUUUAGUGCCAGUAGAGAUCAAUAAUGAGGCCCUUAAAGCCAGACAAGAACUCAUUGAUGGUAACUUUUCUGUUGCUGCCAGUAGCGAGGACACACCAAGUGCAGACAUCACAGAGGAUGUGUGAACAGAGUCGAUGUGUUAUCUGCUUUGGAAAGACACUUAAAGGAAAAACA